AUGUCAAUUCAUAAUGUAAAUAUCUAUCUAUCUAUCUCAUUCUGUUCAAAUCUAUCUUUUUUUAUCUUCCUAUCUCAUUCUGUUCAUAUCUAUCAAUGUGUUACAUUUUAUUCAUAUCUAUCUCUCUCGCUAUCUAUCUCAUUUUAUUCAAAUCUAGCUAUCUAUUUUCUAUCGUUCUAUCUAUCUCAUUCUGUUCAUAUCUAUCUAUCAUUCAGUUUAUCAUAUCUAUCACAGUUCAUAUCUAUCUAUCUAUCCAUCCUCGCUGUCUGUCUGUCUGUCUGUCUGUCUAUCCCCGUUUAUUCAUAUCUAUCUAGCUAUCUCUGUACGUAUCUGAGUUUCAUAUCUAUCUAUCUCUCUAUCUGCCUGUCUGUCUAUCUAUCUAAGAAGUUUCUCUCUACCUUCUGCAGAUUCAUUGCAGAUUUUGUCGUCGAUUCCAUCUUUUUUUUUUCUUUUUCUUUUUUUCUUUUUUCGAGUUUCGUUUUCCAUUUCUUACCUUUUUUCUUUUCUAUCUUUUCUUUUUUGUUGUUUUUUGUCCAUUUUUCUUUGGAAAUCACUUUCUGUUUCCGUUUGUCAUCUUUCUUUUUCAUUAUCUGUCGUUUCUCUCUCUCUCUCCCCCUCUCUCUCUCUCUCUCUCUCUCUCUCUCUCAUUCUUUGUUCUUUUUCUUUCUUUCCCUCUUGUCCUUUACUUUUUUUCUUCUUUUUUUUGAUUUAUUUUAUUUUCUCUCACUGGUUUCACUUUCUCUCUCUCUCUCUCUCUCUCUCUCUCUCUCUCUCUCAAUCUAUCUAUCUAUCGAUAUAUAUAUCUAUUUAUCUCUCCCCCCCCCUCUCUCUUUCUCUCUCUCUCUCUUCGCAUUUUAUUUUUCUUCGGCUUAUCGGGUUCAAUUUCUUCUUUAUUCUUUCCGCCUUCUCUCUCUUUCCCCCUCUCUCUUCCUCUCUCUCUCUCUCUCUCUCUCUCUCUCUCUCUCUCUAUCUAUCUAUCUAAUUAUCUCCCCCCUCUCUCUCACUCUCUUCGCAUUCCAUCUUUCUUUCUUUCAUUCUUUCUUUGUUUCUUUUCUUUUUUUUUACUUUCUUUCUUUCUUUCUUUCUUUCUUUCUUUCUUUCUUUCUUUCUUCAAAUCAAACCAGCCAUAUCUAUUUAAGGCUUUAUUUUUUCUUUCUUUCUUUCUUUCUUUCUUUCUUUCUUUCUUUCUUUCUUUUUUUCUUUCUACAAAUCAGACCAGCCAUAUCUAUUUAUAACUUUCUUUCUUUCUUUCUUUCUUUCUUUUCUUUCUUUUCUUUUUUACUUUUUUUCUUUCUUUCUUUCUUUCUUUCUUUCUUUUCUUUCUUUUUUUCUGUUUUGUUUUCUCUUUAUCUUCUUUUUUUAUUUGUCCAUCAUUCUUUUUUUCUUUCUUUUUUUUUCUUUUCUUUCUUUUCUUUCUUUCUUUCUUUCUUUCUUUCUUCAAAUCAGCCCAGCCAUAUCUAUUUAAGACUUUCUUUCUUUCUUUCUUUCUUUCUUUCUUUCUUCCUUUCUUUCUUUUCUGUUUUGUUUUUCUCUUUAUCUUAUUUUAUUUGUCCAUCAUUCUUUCCUUCUUUCUUUCUUUCUUUCUUUCUUUCUUUCUUUCUUUCUUUCAUCAAAUCAGCCCAGUCAUAUCUAUUUAAGACUUUCUUACUUUCUUUCUUUCUUUCUUUCUUUCUUUUCUGUUUUGUUUUUCUCUUUAUCUUCUUUUAUUUGUCCAUCAUUCUUUUCUUCUUUCUUUCUUUCUUUCUUUCUUUCUUCAAAUCAGCCCAGCCAUAUCUAUUUAAGGCUUUCUUUUUUCUUUCUUUCUUUCUUUCUUUCUUUCUUUCUUUCUUUCUUUCUUUCUUUCUUUCUUCAAAUCAGCCCAGCCAUACCUAUUUAAGGCUUUCUUUCUUUCUUUCUUUCUUUCUUUCUUUCUUUCUUUCUUUCUUUAAAUCAGCCCAGCCAUAUCUAUUUAUAACUUUCUUUCUUACUUUCUUUCUUUCUUUCUUUCUUUUCUGCUUUCUUUCUUUAUUUCUUUCUUUCUUUCUUUCUUUCUUUCUUUCUUCAAAUCAGCCCAGCCAUAUCUAUUUAAGGCUUUCUUUCUUUCUUUCUUUCUUUCUUUCUUUCUUUAAAUCAGCCCAGCCAUAUCUAUUUAAGACUUUCUUUCUUUCUUUCUUUCUUUCUUUCUUUCUUUCUUUCUUUCUUUCUUUCUUCAAAUCAGCCCAGCCAUAUCUAUUUAAGGCUUUCUUUCUUUCUUUCUUUCUUUCUUUCUUUCUUUCUUUCUUCAAAUCAGCCCAGCCAUAUCUAUUUAAAACUUUCUUUUUUCUUUUCUUUCUUUCUUUUUCUUUCUUUAAAUCAGCCCAGCCAUAUCUAUUUAAAACUUUCUUUUCUUUUUCUUUUUUUUCUUUCUUUUUAAAUCAGCCCAGCCAUAUCUAUUUAAAACUUUCUUUCUUUCUUUCUUUCUUUCUUUCUUUCUUUCUUUCUUUCUUUCUUUCUUUAAAUCAGCCCAGCCAUAUCUAUUUAAGGCUUUCUUUCUAUCUUUUCUUUUUCUUUUAUUUUCUUUUCUUUCUUUCUUUCUGUUUUCCACAAGAUUCCAUUCGGAAAUAUCAUAUCCCAAACCAUGAUUCUUUUUCCUCCCAUCUGUCUCUUGUUGAGAAUAACAGGUUCACCUUUUCCGACCAUUUACACCACCCGUCAGGUCCAUCGAACUUAAAACGUUUUUCGUCAAUAAAUAUUAUUUUCUUGAUGUCGACAUGGUUUGUUAUCCAUCUUUUGUCGCUUCCCAGCCUUUCCCCCUUGUGUUUUCUCGUUAGUGUUAUUCUUUUCUUGAUUUUAGCAUACUUAAGUCCAAUUUCGUGUAGCUUUCUUUGUACAGUUCGAACACUGACGUCAAGUUCACAUUUCUCCUUUACUUUCUUCGUUGUCACCUUUUCUCCAGAUGAUAACAACCUCUCUGUACUAAGCAUAUAUUCAACUGUUGACUUCGGUAGCUUCAUCUCAGCGGCGAUCUUUCGGAUGCUGAGCCCGUCUUCUCUCUUCUUUUGGACCAAACUGAUGACUUCUUUUGAAUGCAUUCUUCUUCAGGAUUUUAAUACGUUUUCGCAGUUACAACACUAUUACACACUAUUCUUUCUUUCUUUCUUUCUUUCUUUCUUUCUUUCUUUCUUUCUAUUACAAUCUCUUCUUAAUUAUAUAUCUAUUACAAUAUGUUCUUUUCUAUCUAUCUAUCUGUUAUAUACCGGUGACCCAGCUGUCUCUCUUUCUCUCUCUCUCUCUCUCUCUCUCUCUCUCUCUCUCUCUCUCUCUCUCUCUCUCUGA
This is a messenger RNA of Acanthosepion pharaonis, 3294 nucleotides long. The record is from the annotation of a GenBank genome assembly. NCBI's taxonomy places the organism in Eukaryota, Metazoa, Mollusca, Cephalopoda, Sepiida, Sepiidae.